Messenger RNA from Cheilinus undulatus (humphead wrasse), 3537 nucleotides. It is a transcript of the gene ar, whose product is annotated as androgen receptor. The transcript has 8 exons. Lineage: Eukaryota; Metazoa; Chordata; Actinopteri; Labriformes; Labridae. Gene Ontology annotation, molecular function: zinc ion binding; DNA-binding transcription factor activity; sequence-specific DNA binding. Gene Ontology annotation, biological process: regulation of DNA-templated transcription; male gonad development. Bases 166 to 2433 code for a protein of 755 amino acids. The record is from RefSeq and is a predicted model, not a curated record.
UUCGUUUAGGAGGAGUUUGUGACUCCUGCAGAUUUCCUAGGACCUUUCACUAAAACGUUUCCAGUGCGUGAGAGUAGGAUCGAGCAGAAACAUUCCCUGAUACCUACACAGACUUCUCUCCUGCAAAGUUUGAGACCUUGUGGCCAAGUAAACACAGUCUGGGAAAUGAGCCAAACUGACCGGCAGUUGUCUUGUCACAGAGUUUGGUUAGGGAGGGAGAAAAUAACAACAGGAGGCAGUUCGCGCGCUCCCAGCAUGGCUCAAAAAGCUGAGGAAAGUGGGGUCCAUUUCGCUAAAAACUCAACAGGAAACGGCGCCGGCUGGCUGAACCAAUCGGACAAUGCAGACCAAAACACGUACGGAUCCAGACACGUUAAUCCGCUAGUUUGUGCCAUGGAAAAACCCUGCUGUCAAACAGCUGCUCCUCCUCAGGAUGAGUUCUUGAACGCUGACUGCCGAGUGGGCGACAGCCGCUCUUUUUCUGCCUGCGCCACAAUCUCAGAAACAGCCAGAGAGCUGUGCAGAGCUGUGUCCGUGUCGCUUGGGCUCACCAUGGAGUCCACGGACACGAGCGACAUGGACGCUGCUCUCCCCUCGUGCGCUGGGAACGACCACAUACACGGAGAGUAUUUGUUCGGAGUUGGAGCCGUGCCGCUGAGCUGUCCGCGCGCUCAGACUGCGCGAGAUGAGUUAGCUCAGCACGGACAGAAGCAACUGGUGGAAAUGUUCAAAACUUCGGAGACUGCCUCGCGCCUGCAACAUCUCACCUCCACGCGGACGUGUGCGGACGACCCGAACUUCAGACAGAGCAGCGCCGACGAAACAACUUCAGAGGUGGUUGAUAACCUGGACGCCGCGCCUGCUGCCAUUUGCCCUUACGCCCAAUCCGCGCCUGCCAACUUGGCACAGAUGCCCACUGAGAGGCCGUGCCGCCUCUACAAGCCCCCCGAUGAAGCGCGUGACUUCGGGGAUGCCAUGGGAAACAAGUUUGCUGGUUAUAAUCCGGAGCAAUUCGGCAUCAAAAUCAAAUCAGAGGAAAGUCAACUUACAGGGGCGUUUUGGAGAGGUAAUUACACCUUUAGUGAUAAGUACGACUCUCAGGGUUGGGGUUCGAGGCAGUGCAUGGCUGCAGAAAGCACUGGAGCCAACACUGCGUUCAUAUGUGAUCCAUACGAGAGGAACGUGGUGCGUCCUGAGCAGUGGUACCCGGGAGGGAUGCUGAGGCCGCCCUAUCCAAACUCCAGCUACGUGAAGAGCGAGGUGGGAGAGUGGCUGGAUGUCGCCUACAGUGACAACAGGUUCGAGUCUGGCAGAGAGCACAUGUUCCCUAUGGAAUUCUUCUUCCCACCACAGAGGAUGUGCUUGAUCUGUUCAGAUGAGGCGUCAGGCUGUCAUUAUGGAGCGCUCACCUGUGGCAGCUGCAAGGUUUUCUUCAAAAGAGCAGCAGAGGGUAAGCAGAAAUACCUGUGUGCAAGCAAAAACGACUGCACUAUUGAUAAGCUGAGAAGAAAGAAUUGCCCAUCUUGUCGACUGAAGAAGUGUUUUGAAGCUGGAAUGACACUUGGAGCACGUAAGUUGAAGAAGAUUGGGCAACAGAAAAACCCAGAAGAAGAGAAUCCUGGUCAGGAUCAUCUGGAUGUCAUGCAGAGUAUCUCUCCUAAGUCAGGCCUGAGCUUUAACAGCCAAAUGGUCUUCCUCAACAUCCUGGAGUCCAUUGAACCUGAGGUGGUGAACGCAGGUCACGACUACGGGCAACCAGACUCGGCUGCCACCCUGCUCACCAGCCUCAACGAGCUGGGGGAGAGGCAGCUGGUCAAAGUGGUCAAAUGGGCAAAAGGAUUGCCAGGUUUCAGAAAUCUCCACGUGGACGACCAGAUGACUGUCAUUCAGCAGUCCUGGAUGAGUGUGAUGGUGUUUGCCCUGGGAUGGAGGUCCUAUAAGAACGUCAACAGCAGGAUGCUUUACUUUGCUCCAGAUCUCGUCUUCAAUGAACAUCGGAUGCACCUUUCCACCAUGUACGAGCACUGCAUACGGAUGAGACACCUCUCACAGGAGUUCCUCAUGCUCCAGAUCACUCAGGAGGAGUUUCUCUGCAUGAAGGCCUUACUCCUCUUCAGCAUCCUUCCGGUUGAAGGUCUGAAGAGUCAAAAGUACUUCGAUGAGCUGCGUCUUACCUACAUCAACGAACUCAAUCGUCUCAUCAACUGUCGUAUGAAAACCAACUCUUCGCAGAGGUUCUACCAUCUCACCAGACUCCUGGACUCUCUACAAAUGACCGUGAAAAAGCUCCAUCAGUUUACAUUUGACCUCUUUGUCCAGGCUCAGUCUCUCCCCACCAAGGUCAGCUUUCCAGAGAUGAUUGGGGAGAUUAUCUCAGUCCAUGUACCAAAGAUCCUGGCAGGUUUGGCCAAACCAAUCUUGUUUCACAAGUAGAAGGAUUUUUUUUUAAUAAAAAAUGAUUCAUUUUCGCUGCCUCCAUAAACUUUAACAAAGGUUCUGUUUCCCGACAUCUUCAGUCUAAUGGCUCUGAGCCCUGUCCUACAAUCUUUUUUCCUUUUAGCCAUAAUUGAGAUAGUUUGUUCUUAACUGUUAAAGCUUUUAUCUGAAGCAGUGCAAGGCAUCAUCUGUUGUCAGCGCUGCUAUUUCUGAGUGGAGAGUUUGUGUUUUUAGCCGGAGUAGACAUGCUACUUUACAUAAAGUCUGUAAAUCAAGAGGACGGUGAGCUAAAAGUGGCAGGGUUGAAAGAUUAAGUCCCUCUGGUGACCUUCAGUACACAAACACUCAGCAAGGUGCUCAUAAAAUGUAACAAAUAGAGCCAGCCUAAAUAUAAUUCUGGAUCACAGAAGGAAACAAACACUUCUUUUCCAUUAACUUUGCAAAUUUGUUAUUUUAAGUGCUUUCUCCAGGUUCAUCUGACGAUUCAUUUUCAUGAGAUUCAACUUGUAAAUACAGCUUUGGAGGCAUUUAAGUGUAUUAGUGCCUUAAAAUUGGUGUUUAAAAAAGUUUCUUAAUGAAAUUUUUAUCAAAACAAUGUUAAAAAUCCUGACCUGACAGUGUGACUCUAUUCUGCAUAAAAUUGCUAUGACAAUCAUCAUUGAUAUGGUACUAAAGUUUCCUGCUUGCAAAACAUGAAUAUGAUGUGCUACAUUUGUGGUCAGUAAACUUAUCAGAUUUUUCUGAGGAAAAAAAAAGGUUUCUCUGCUGUGUCAUUGUGAAUUAACUGUAGUUAUGGUGCUGUAAAAGAAACUACAAUGCUAGUAGAACUCUACAUACUGAUUUUCAAGUCAAAAUAAAACCAUCAUGGCUUUGAGAAGUAGAUGAUCAACCACAACAUCCUCUGUAGGUUUAUGAACCAUUUACAGCCUUCAGUUUUUUAUUGUUUAUUUGUGGAGGCAGACAGGAUCAUGCAUGGCUGAAAAGGUGGCUGCAUAUUACAAACGGUGCAUCCUGUUUUGUUUUACAGAUAGGAAAUUGUAAAUCACAAGAUAAUCACAUCCUAUUUUCUACUCUAAAUGGGGUCAGAAAUAAACACUUUCC